This is a messenger RNA of Drosophila guanche, 861 nucleotides long. Its product is annotated as chymotrypsin-2. The record is from RefSeq and is a predicted model, not a curated record. Gene Ontology annotation, biological process: proteolysis. NCBI's taxonomy places the organism in Eukaryota, Metazoa, Arthropoda, Insecta, Diptera, Drosophilidae. Gene Ontology annotation, molecular function: serine-type endopeptidase activity. Bases 4 to 816 code for a protein of 270 amino acids. The transcript is spliced from 3 exons.
UACAUGUUCUGCUCUAAAAUGUUGUCGCAUAAAGAUCUUUCGCUGGCAGCGCUUGUACUUUUGGCCAUUGUUGGCUUGGGCCAGGCGGCGCCCCCUAAUGGUCGUGUGGUCAAUGGCACGGACUCUAGCAUCGAGGCCUAUCCCUUUGUGAUAUCGCUGCGUGGUCCAACCGGUUCGCAUUCCUGCGGUGGCUCCAUCGUCUCUCAGCAGUUUGUCAUGACUGCCGCCCAUUGCACUGACGGUCGCACCGCGAAUCAGCUCUCCGUGCAGUAUGGAGUGACAAAGAUCAAUUCCGCGGGUCCCCAUGUCGUCGGUGUGAAGAAAAUCAUCCAGCAUGAAUUGUACAAUCCCUACAAUAACUAUGCCAACGAUAUUUCGCUGCUGAUGGUGCAGGUGCCGUUCGUGUUCGAUUUUAUUACUGUGGCGCCCGUGAAGCUCCCAGCGCUUGCCUUUGCCACUCCUCAGACGGAUAAUGGCGGCGAGGGUGUGCUCAUUGGCUGGGGUCUAAAUGCGACUGGCGGCACCAUCCAGACCACACUCCAGGAGGUUGAUCUGAAAGUCUACUCGGAUGAGGAAUGCACUACUCGGCAUAAGGGAGCCACGGAUCCCCGUUACCACAUUUGCGGUGGUGUCGAUGAGGGUGGCAUGGGACAGUGCAGCGGCGACUCGGGCGGCCCCCUCCUCUACGGCGGCCAGCAGGUGGGCAUCGUUUCGUGGAGCAUCAAGCCCUGCACUGUGGCGCCCUUCCCGGGUGUCUACUGUAAGGUCUCCCAGUACAUUGACUGGAUUAAAAAGAGCCAAAUCAUAUUGGCAUAGUUACGGAAAUUCCAACCAAUAAAUUCUAAAGACGUAUCUCUCACA